Molecule: messenger RNA, 1639 nt
Organism: Monopterus albus (swamp eel)
Lineage: Eukaryota; Metazoa; Chordata; Actinopteri; Synbranchiformes; Synbranchidae
Gene: cfap126
Product: cilia and flagella associated protein 126
Exons: 6
Coding region: 16-828 (270 amino acids)
Biological process (GO): cilium organization
Cellular component (GO): ciliary basal body
Source: RefSeq, a predicted model, not a curated record
CCAAACUAAAAUUGAAUGCCAGCUGUAUCUACGGAGACCAGCAGUGGGUUACAUGGAGAAAUACAUGGCAAUGAAACCCCCACCUUUUUUUUUGGUGUUUAUGCACCUGUUGUGCAGUGCGUAGGUGUCACCUCAGUGUUUCCAUUUCGGUCGAGGGGAAAUACAGGAUGCAUCUGUUACCAUGCAACAGGUCAACAAAACAGAUGCGGAGGGUGCAAGCAGAUGCAGAAAUGUCGUCAAGCUAUUCAGCGAAUCAGAUUGACCUGGUUUACUUUCCAUCCUAAGUACAACAGUGCCUUCAAGUCGCAGAGGCUGCAGAACUGGUGUGAGACUAAACACUUUAAAGAGAAACCCACUGCACACCAUGGUCACACCACCUUCAUUGCCAAUGACAGAGGACAUCUGUUCCCUGGAGCAGUCAAGAGGGGCAGUGCAUGGCCUGACUUUAAGGGGACCUGGGAUCUACCUGCUCGUAUCCCACCCUGCCACAUCAAUCCAACAAGCCGCUCUGUGGAGGGUCUCAACAGGCUGAAGUCCUGGGGCUUUGACCCACAGUACACUGGCAAGUCUCCGCCACACACAGGCAGCAAAAACACAGAUAGGCGGCAGGAUGUUGCCAAGCAGAGUGAUGGAGUUGUACAGCAGGAGGGUGCUGCCCCGUUCUCUGCAGGGGAAGCCCAGCCAUUGCCUCAGAGCUGCGCCGCCACCACAGCACUGAUACCGCAUAUCCACCCACAUCUCUCCGUCCUCCACUUCCUCCGUGGCUUCUACCAUAUUAUGAGUUGUCCCUCUGUAAUGUCUUCUUGCUGUGAGAGAGCUGACCAGUGAUGAUGUCAUAAACACUGCUGAAGAAUAAACUAGUGUUCUCUCCUGUAUUACAACAAGUUAACCAUUAUGUUCAUCUGGGAUAGAUUUAGCAACAUUUUGCAGCAUGAUGGGUUGUAUAUAAAGAAUCAGAAACUUUAUACUGUCAGGCAGGAAUAAAGGAGAAUACACUGAAGAAAACAUACAUUACCUGAGCGUAUCACCCAUCAGAAACUGGACGUUGAACAGCACAGACACGCUCCUACUUUAUGUGUACAAGUGUAGUUUACAAUCAAGGUAGAAGCAGGAUGUUGGGUGCGGCCGUGGCUCAGGAGGUAGAGUAUAAGUACAAGUAUAAGACCAUGUACCAAGUGCACAUACUAAUGUGUGUAUUCUGAUUCAUGAUAGUUUAUCUUCCAUAUGUUGACAAAUAAACCACAGCACAAACAGAAUGCCACUGCCCCCAUGAAUCAUAAAACCACAUGAAUUUCUAUGAGUUACUCACUCCACCAGAUCUCAACAUUUAAAAAACUGACAAUACAUACUUGUGUGUGUGUGCAUUGUAAACUGCCAAUCUGAAUCAUAAUGCAUUUACUUAUAGGCAUUAUCAUUUAUAACACAUGGUUGCUUGCUUGUUGCUAUCAUUGCAAAUAGCUUCAUUAUGUUGAAUAGGCAUUAUCAUCAGAGCCGGGUAGUAUUUGAUUCAUAUACUGUAGUUUUGCACAGUUUCAUUAAGCACUGGACUGUUGCUUCAUCAGUUCAGUGGUUUAACAAGGCACAAAAGUCACAUCUGAAUACAAGAUCCAGCAGAUCAGAACAAAUUCUUAUUCUUGCA